Molecule: messenger RNA, 2931 nt
Organism: Coniophora puteana RWD-64-598 SS2
Lineage: Eukaryota; Fungi; Basidiomycota; Agaricomycetes; Boletales; Coniophoraceae
Product: HECT-domain-containing protein
Exons: 9
Coding region: 104-2665 (853 amino acids)
Biological process (GO): ubiquitin-dependent protein catabolic process
Molecular function (GO): protein binding; ubiquitin protein ligase activity
Source: RefSeq, a predicted model, not a curated record
GCCGCCGCCGUCGCCGCCGCCAUCCUCGUCGACGACCUCGUUCCCAUCUUCACCCGGCACCAGGGAUCUUCCCGCCCCUCCGCGAUCUCCCGUUUCGAAAACUAUGACGGGCACCAAUCAUGCUCUGAGGAAGAAAAUCAGGAUCACUGUCGUCGCUGCCGACGGAUUAUCGAAACGCGAUGUCUUUCGUCUCCCGGACCCGUUUGCCGUCAUAACCGUCGAUGCUGAGCAGACACAUACAACUAGUGUCAUCAAGAAGACCUUGAAUCCCUACUGGAACGAGAGCUUCGACAUCACGGUCAAGGAUUCCUCAGUCGUCGCAGUCCAGAUCUUCGACCAGCGCAAAUUCAAACGACGUGAUCAAGGUUUUUUGGGCGUGGUGAAUGUGCGAGUGAGCGACGUACUGGACCUCGAGCUAGGGGGGCAUGAGAUGUUGACUCUUGACCUCAAAAAAUCGAAUGAUAAUCUUGUCGUUCAUGGCAAACUCAUCAUUUAUUUGUCCACUAAUGUCAAUCAACCGAUGAAUAACCCUGGUCCAUCCCAGGUGCAGGGUGUCACAUCCGCCCUGGCUGACAUGGGGAUGAACGAGUCAAACCUUUCCCUCAACCCGAACACUUCCACCAGCGGCAAUUCACUCUCUCGCACGCCUAGCGCUCAGGCUCAUGCCGAGGCAUCCUCUCCUCAGAUGGCUAUGCCUACUCCCCAUAUACCAAUCCAACCACCGCCAGGAGAACCGGACUCAUUGUCUCACCACAGUUCGGCCUCAGCGCGGCCAACCAGUGGCAGUGGAGGUGCUGGCCCACAUCAGCCCUCGCAGGCGGCCGCCGCUUCCAAUUUGGUCACAUCUGCUGGCUCCCAAGCCAGUUCGCAGCAGACUCGCAAUUUCAACCCGAACGUGGAUCAAUACGGCCCCCUUCCGGCUGGCUGGGAACGACGCAUCGAUCCUCUUGGUCGGACCUACUAUGUCGAUCACAACACUCGCAGUACUACCUGGAACAGGCCCUCAGCCAACCAGAAUGUCAAUAAUAGUGCUCAGGAAGGUGAAACCAACGCUGCCCGGGAUCAACACUCGCGUCGUCUUCUUGCCGACGAUAUGGUAGACACUCAAGGGAACUCGUCCUUCCGUGCUAGCUCUGCCUCUCCCCCGGCGCCUGCAGCUGGUGGUACUGGUGCCGCAAAUGCUGUUGCCACUGGCAACAACACCACAACAGCUGGUUCGGGAAGCCUUCCAGCUGGAUGGGAAGAGAGGUACACACCAGAAGGUCGUCCCUACUACGUUGAUCACAACACUCGCACGACCACAUGGGUGGACCCUCGGCGUCAAACCAUUAUUCGGGUCAUGGGACCCAACGGUCAGAACACCUCGCUGCAGCCCCAGACUGUUUCACAGCUUGGUCCCUUGCCCUCGGGGUGGGAAAUGCGUCUCACCUCCACUGCGCGUGUGUACUUCGUUGACCAUAACACGAAGACAACCACAUGGGACGAUCCUCGGUUGCCCUCGACUCUUGACGCCAAUGUACCUCAAUAUAAGCGCGACUUCCGCAGGAAACUCAUCUACUUCCGCAGUCAGCCUGCAAUGCGUGCUCAACCCGGCAAUUGUCAGAUUAAAGUUCGCCGUAACCAUAUCUUUGAGGACAGUUAUGCCGAAAUUAUGAGGCAAACGUCGAAUGACCUCAAGAAACGGUUGAUGAUCAAGUUCGAUGGAGAGGACGGCCUCGAUUAUGGUGGUCUCUCGAGAGAAUUCUUUUUCCUUCUCUCACACGAGAUGUUCAACCCCUUCUAUUGCUUGUUCGAGUACUCGGCCCACGACAACUACACACUGCAGAUAAACCCCGCCUCCGGUGUCAACCCCGAACAUCUCAACUACUUCAAGUUCAUCGGCCGCUGCCUCGGUCUUGGCAUCUUCCAUCGUCGUUUCUUGGACGCAUACUUCAUUGUUAGCUUCUAUAAAAUGAUCUUGAAGAAGAAAGUCACGCUUUCCGAUUUGGAGUCUGUGGAUGCUGAGUUGCACCGUGGCCUCACUUGGAUGCUCGAGAACGACAUCACAGAUGUCAUUGACGAGACGUUCACCACCACCGAAGAACGCUUCGGUGAAAUGGUGACCAUUGACUUGAAGCCUGGCGGAGCGGAUAUGCCCGUGACGCAGGAUAACAAGAAAGAUUAUGUUGAUGCCGUGGUCGAGUAUCGUAUCUCCAAGCGUGUCAAGGAGCAGUUCGAUGCUUUCAUGUCCGGCUUUAGUGAACUCAUCCCUCAGGACCUCAUCACUGUAUUCGAUGAGCGAGAGCUUGAGCUCUUGAUCGGCGGCAUGUCCGAAAUUGACGUUGAUGAUUGGUCGAAGUUCACGGACUACCGUGGUUAUUCUCUCGAAGACGAGGUCAUCCAGUGGUUCUGGAAGUGUGUGCGCAGCUGGCCUCCCGAACGCAAGUCCCGGUUACUCCAGUUCGCCACCGGCACAUCACGGAUACCUGUCAAUGGCUUCAAAGAUUUGCAAGGAUCUGACGGGCCAAGACGCUUCACGAUCGAGAAGUCGGGCGAUCCUUCACAGUUGCCAAAGAGUCAUACGUGUUUCAACCGCAUUGAUUUGCCUCCGUACAAGGAUUAUGCCAGUCUUGAGAAUAAGUUGACGUUGGCUGUGGAGGAGACUGUUGGGUUCGGACAAGAGUAAUGGAAGGCUGUGGUUUAUAUGCUUGCUUACAUUCCGUUUCUUGUGUAGUUCAAACCUUUUAUAUAUCAGACUGUGUUUUCCCCCUCUUUUCUACCCUGGAUAUUUGUCGGCAGGUAGGCUCUACGCUGCUGAAUUUUUUUUAUACACAUCUUUGUACAAUUACUGAUAAUACAUACACCUGGUUUACGUAGACUUUCUUUUCGUGUUACUACCGUAACCUUUUGCUGCAUCUGGAAUAUGAAUUGGUGAUGACAUCAAGAGUCAGC